Condylostylus longicornis is the source of this 653-nucleotide messenger RNA. It is a transcript of the gene Ubc6, whose product is annotated as ubiquitin-conjugating enzyme E2-17 kDa. NCBI's taxonomy places the organism in Eukaryota, Metazoa, Arthropoda, Insecta, Diptera, Dolichopodidae. The transcript is spliced from 3 exons. The coding region runs from base 184 to 639 and encodes 151 amino acids. Gene Ontology annotation, cellular component: HULC complex. Gene Ontology annotation, biological process: proteasome-mediated ubiquitin-dependent protein catabolic process; DNA repair; protein polyubiquitination. Gene Ontology annotation, molecular function: ubiquitin conjugating enzyme activity. The record is from RefSeq and is a predicted model, not a curated record.
UGAAAUGUAAAAAAAAGUUCGUAGUUGAAUUGCAAUUGCUAGGAGGAAAAAAAAUUUAGAAAAGAAUUUCUAUUCAAUAAAAAGCAAAGUGAUAGGAAUUUUGUAAAAUAUUAAUAACUUAACAUUUAGAAAUAUAUUUAGGAAGUUGUUUAACAAAUUGAAUAAAGAUAUAAGCUAGUAAAAAUGUCAACACCAGCUAGAAGACGUCUCAUGAGGGAUUUUAAAAGACUUCAAGAAGAUCCACCAACUGGAGUUUCUGGUGCACCAACUGAUAAUAAUAUAAUGAUAUGGAAUGCUGUGAUUUUUGGCCCACAUGAUACGCCAUUUGAAGAUGGUACAUUUAAGCUAACAAUAGAAUUUACUGAAGAAUAUCCAAAUAAACCACCAACAGUAAGAUUUGUAUCUAAAGUAUUUCACCCAAAUGUUUAUGCAGAUGGUGGUAUCUGUUUGGAUAUAUUACAAAAUAGAUGGAGUCCUACAUAUGAUGUAUCAGCAAUUUUAACAUCAAUACAGUCUUUAUUGAGUGACCCAAAUCCAAAUUCACCAGCAAAUUCAACCGCUGCCCAAUUAUAUAAAGAAAAUCGCCGAGAAUAUGAAAAGCGAGUGAAGGCUUGUGUAGAACAAAGUUUUAUCGAUUAGCCAUUAACUUCUGU